Marasmius oreades (fairy-ring Marasmius) is the source of this 774-nucleotide messenger RNA. RefSeq names its product 60S ribosomal protein L40A (gene RPL40A). Bases 274 to 660 code for a protein of 128 amino acids. Gene Ontology annotation, biological process: translation; modification-dependent protein catabolic process; protein ubiquitination. The transcript has 6 exons. NCBI's taxonomy places the organism in Eukaryota, Fungi, Basidiomycota, Agaricomycetes, Agaricales, Marasmiaceae. Gene Ontology annotation, cellular component: nucleus; ribosome; cytoplasm. Gene Ontology annotation, molecular function: structural constituent of ribosome; protein tag activity; ubiquitin protein ligase binding. The record is from RefSeq and is a predicted model, not a curated record.
UUUGGGUCGAGAACAAUUGAUUCAGUAGCUUCGGGCAAAGUUGAGGUACGAAGCAAAAUAUAAGCCUUAGGAGCGAUUUAGAUCCAUCCAGCCCUCCCUGAAGGCUGCUAUAUUACUUGGGUGUCGGUGGUGCGGCGGAGACUGCCUGCGUGUGCAACACGGUUCAACCUUUGGACGUCAAGUGGUUCUGCAAACCGCUUUAGGGAAUUCCCACCGUCGUUAAGGCCACCUAACGUGUCGACCCACGACUUAGUCAAGAACUGUCUUUGAAAGAUGCAAAUUUUCGUCAAGACCCUCACCGGGAAGACGAUCACCCUCGAGGUGGAAUCGUCUGAUACUAUUGACAACGUCAAGGCCAAGAUCCAGGACAAGGAAGGUAUUCCCCCCGACCAACAACGUCUCAUCUUCGCCGGUAAACAGCUGGAGGAUGGCCGUACCUUGAGUGACUACAACAUCCAGAAGGAGUCUACUCUUCAUUUGGUCCUGCGUCUCCGUGGUGGAAUCAUUGAACCCUCUCUCAAAGUCCUCGCUUCAAAAUACAACUGCGACAAGCAGAUCUGCCGUAAAUGUUACGCUCGUCUGCCACCCCGUGCAACCAACUGCAGGAAGAGGUCCUGUGGCCAUUCUUCCCAGCUCCGCCCGAAGAAGAAGCUAAAGUAGUGGUUAUCCUUACGCGAGUUUUAUCGUCGGCGUUGUGAAUGUACCAAUGCAAACCCUCUGCCAUCCACAUGUCUAUUUGUGCCCUAUAUCUAUCAUUGUCAGCCAACUCUUCUC